Molecule: messenger RNA, 1464 nt
Organism: Malania oleifera
Lineage: Eukaryota; Viridiplantae; Streptophyta; Magnoliopsida; Santalales; Ximeniaceae
Product: chorismate mutase 1, chloroplastic
Exons: 6
Coding region: 360-1325 (321 amino acids)
Biological process (GO): chorismate metabolic process; aromatic amino acid biosynthetic process
Cellular component (GO): cytoplasm
Molecular function (GO): chorismate mutase activity
Source: RefSeq, a predicted model, not a curated record
AGACAGAUGGUGUGAAUUCGAUCCAACCCAAUUAAAUUGAAUUCUAUUCUGACAUGAUUCCAAGCCAUCAGAUCCAGAGGAAGGGGCAUCACCUCAUUCCUUUAUUUCGUCUUCCUUUUUUGGUUGGGUUGGGUGCAGGGUCCCCAUUCCACCUAAUUCGCAUUCUCGGCACCUACCGUCACCUACACCAAAUUUCCCUCGUCUCUCUGUUUCCAUUUGCCAAGGUCCAAACCACGCUAUUAUUGGCCUUUUCUUUUCUUGCUUUAUGACUUCUCCCUUCUCCUUUCCAUCUUCGUCUGCCUUCCUUCGUAAAGAGUCUAGGCUCUCUGUUUCUCUCGGUCAAGCUCACGCGCUCAUCAAUGGAGGCGAAGUUGCUCCAAGCGGCGUCCCCUGCGUUCGCAACCCUUGUUGCGUCAAAGUUCUCGAGACCCAGCUGCCCUUUUGCCCACCAAACUGGGCAAAAUCCCAGGCUUAGAUCUCUCAGCUCGAGCACGCUGAAGAAAGGCAAUCUAUCUGUUAAAGCCUCUGCAACACACAUUGGACUUGCAACAAAAAAGAGGAUAGAUGAGAGUAAGAACUUGACCCUUGAUGCUAUAAGACAUUCUCUAAUCCGGCAAGAGGAUAGCAUUAUAUUUAGCCUUUUGGAGAGAGCUCAAUAUUGUUACAAUGUGGAUGCGUAUGACCCUGAUGCUUUCGCCAUGGAUGGGUUCCAUGGCUCUUUGGUUGAGUUCAUAGUGAAAGAAACUGAAAAACUUCAUGCUCAGGUGGGCAGAUACAAAAGCCCUGAUGAGCAUCCUUUCUUCCCCAGUGACUUGCCUGAGCCAAUGUUGCCUCCUUUGCAAUAUCCACAGGUCCUACAUCCUGUUGCUGAUACAAUCAAUAUAAAUAACAAAGUGUGGAAUAUGUAUUUUAGAGAUCUUCUUCCACGAUUAGUGAAGGGAGGAGAUGAUGGAAAUUGUGGAUCAACUGCCGUUUGUGACACCAAUUGCUUGCAGGCUCUCUCAAAGAGAAUCCAUUAUGGGAAAUAUGUAGCAGAGGCAAAAUUUCGAGCCUCCCCUGAUGCCUAUGAAGCUGCCAUUAGAGCACAAGACAGUGCCCAGUUGAUGAAUAUGUUGACAUACGAGACUGUGGAAGAGACUGUAAAAAAAAGGGUAGAGAUGAAAGCCAAAACUUAUGGGCAAGAGGUGUUAAUAGGGGUUGGGGAAGGUGCAGCUGAUCCAGUCUACAAAAUAAAACCAAGCUUAGUUGCCAAUCUGUAUGGAGACUGGAUCAUGCCUUUGACCAAGGAGGUCCAAGUUCAGUAUUUGUUGAGAAGGCUAGAUUAAACAAGUUCCAGCUGCUGUUUAGAAUUACAAAUAGAAUGUGUCAUUGCCAUUUUGGAUGUUGAUCCUGGUGUUAGUAAAUAUGUGUGAGGACUACGAAAAUCUUUCUCUCAAGUAAAAAUUAAUAUACCUUUUUUUCUAU